AUGAACCUUCCUUGGGGGGCAAGAGUUCCAUCAGGCCUUGCCCAGGAACCCAGCUGCCUGGCUACCACAUCCUCAGCCAGCAGAUGGAACAGCUCCUGGACCAACACCUCCAGCCUGGGAGAACUUCCUCCCAGCAGCCCCACGGUAGCUGGGGCUCGGACUGCUGCCGGGGUCCCCCACCCCACAGUUGAUGUUCCAGACCAUGCCCACUACAUCCUGGGCUCCAUGAUCCUGCUAGUGGGGCUCACAGGGAUGAUAGGCAAUCUGAUGGUCAUCUAUACCUUCUGCAGGAGCAGAGGCCUACGGACACCUGCCAAUAUGUUCAUUAUCAACCUUGCUGUCAGCGACUUCCUCAUGUCCAUCACUCAGGCCCCCAUCUUCUUCACCAACAGUCUUUAUAAGCAGUGGCUCUUCGGAGAGGCAGGCUGCGAGUUCUAUGCUUUCUGUGGGGCUCUCUUUGGCAUAACCUCCAUGAUUACCCUCACUGCCAUCGCCCUGGAUCGCUACCUGGUGAUCACACGCCCACUGGCUACCAUUGGCGUUGUGUCCAAGAGGCGGGCUGCACUUGUCCUGCUGAGCAUCUGGCUCUAUUCCCUGGCCUGGAGUUUGCCACCUUUCUUUGGCUGGAGUGCCUACGUGCCAGACGGGUUACUGACUUCUUGCUCCUGGGACUACAUAAGCUUCACGCCCUCGGUCCGUGCCUACACCAUGCUCCUCUUCUGCUUUGUCUUCUUCCUCCCCCUGCUUGUCAUCAUCUACUGCUACAUCUUCAUCUUUAGAGCCAUCCGGGAGACGGGCCGGGCUCUCCAGACCUUCGGGGUCUAUGAAGGUGCCAGCGAGUGCCCACGGCAGAGGCAGAGGCUGCAGAGUGAGUGGAAGAUGGCCAAGAUCGCCCUGCUGGUCAUCUUGCUGUUCGUGAUCUCCUGGGCCCCCUACUCCACUGUGGUUCUGGUGGCCUUCGCAGGAUACGCACAUGUUCUGACACCCUACAUGAAUUCCGUUCCUGCAGUCAUUGCCAAGGCCUCUGCCAUCCACAAUCCUAUUAUUUAUGCCAUCACCCAUCCCAAGUACAGAAUGGCUAUCGCUCAGCACCUGCCCUGCCUGGGGGUACUACUCUGCAUGUCGGGCAAGCACACGCGCCCAUACACCAGUUACCGCUCCACUCACCACUCCACUCUGAGCAGCCAGGCCUCUGACCUCAGCUGGAUAUCCGGAUGGAGGCGCCAGCCAUCCUUGGGCUCUGAGAGUGAAGUGGGUUGGAUGGACACAGAGGCAGCAACUGCUUGGGGGACUGCCCAGAAAGUGCGUGGACAGUUUCCCUGUGGUGAGGACCUCGAGAACAUGGAAGCCAACACCCCUCCCAGACGCCAGGAAUGGGAAAUAGAGAUCCUGAGGAAGGACAGCUACAGUGACGAUCAAAGCACCAGCCGCAACUCAGCUUAUCUCUGUUAG
Molecule: messenger RNA, 1452 nt
Organism: Elephantulus edwardii (Cape elephant shrew)
Lineage: Eukaryota; Metazoa; Chordata; Mammalia; Macroscelidea; Macroscelididae
Gene: OPN4
Product: opsin 4
Exons: 10
Coding region: 1-1452 (483 amino acids)
Biological process (GO): visual perception; G protein-coupled receptor signaling pathway
Cellular component (GO): membrane
Molecular function (GO): G protein-coupled receptor activity
Source: RefSeq, a predicted model, not a curated record